GAUGUUCUAUUGUUCGAAUGAACUCGCAGGUCUUCACUAAAUGGAACAAGAGUGAGUUGGAUUCGUUCCUCAUCGAAAUCACUGCCAACAUCCUCAAGUACAAGGAUGAAUCGGGCGAGUAUCUGGUUGAGAAGAUUCGUGACACAGCGGGUCAAAAAGGUACUGGCAAAUGGACCGCAAUUUCGUCCCUUGAGCUCGGAACUCCAGUCACAUUGAUCGGCGAGUCGGUGUUUGCUCGCUGUUUGUCUUCUCUGAAGGACGAUCGUCAACUUGCGUCCAAGAUUCUUGAAGGACCAACUCACAAAUUCACUGGAAACCAGGAUGAGGUCGUUGAGCAUAUCAGAAAGGCGCUGUAUGCAAGCAAGAUUGUGUCCUAUGCUCAAGGCUUCAUGCUGUUGCGUGAAGCUGCUAAGGAGUAUAACUGGAAUCUGAACUAUGGCGGGAUUGCGCUCAUGUGGCGUGGAGGAUGCAUUAUUCGAAGCGUCUUUCUGGGGAACAUCAAAACGGCUUUCGAUAAGGAUCCUACUCUCACCAACUUACUUCUGGAUGACUUCUUCAAAACUGCGAUCCACUCAUGCCAAGAGUCGUGGCGAGAGGUCGUUGCUUCUGCCGUGAAGUUGGGAGUUCCUGUGCCAGCUUUCUCUGCUGCUUUGUCGUUUUAUGAUGGAUUCCGCCGCGAGAAAUUGCCUGCCAACUUGAUCCAGGCUCAGCGGGACUACUUCGGCGCGCACACUUAUGAGUUGCUUUCGGAGCCUGGCAAGUUUGUGCACACCAAUUGGACUGGCAAGGGAGGUGAAAUUUCAUCAACGGCGUACAAUGCGUAGAGGAGCUGAGUAUCAAAACUAUUCUUCCUCCUUCUCUGAUGGGUCACGAAUGAUUUGAAUUGGAACUGAAUGAUUCUGAAACUGAUAUUCACGUGAUUCUGCGUAAGUGGUUGCACAAUCGGGAUUCAAUACGAAAAGCUUUUGAAUGUGUUAUUGAAGAGCAAUUGGCUUUGUCUGGAUAGAUUUUAUUUAUUUUUAAUGUCUUUGUGGCUCUGUUUCCUAGCGGGUGGCGAUGAAUAUUUGGAAAUAGAAAUAGUUCUUGUCAUUUAA
Notodromas monacha is the source of this 1094-nucleotide messenger RNA. Lineage: Eukaryota; Metazoa; Arthropoda; Ostracoda; Podocopida; Cyprididae. The record is from the annotation of a GenBank genome assembly.